Messenger RNA from Paramecium pentaurelia, 1505 nucleotides. NCBI's taxonomy places the organism in Eukaryota, Ciliophora, Oligohymenophorea, Peniculida, Parameciidae. The record is from the annotation of a GenBank genome assembly.
GAUGACAGAGGAGAAUAUAGAAAUCACAACGUUUUCUCAGUUUAUGUCCAGUUUCGAAACUUUAUUAUUUAAAGCAUUGCCUACUGUUAUUGGAAUGGUAUUAGAUGGAGAUUUAUGAAAAUAGGAAUUGAGUAUACUUACAACAUUAGUGAAUAUGUAUUUCAUUAUAGGAAGAGAUAGUAAUAAUAUAUAAUUAUUGAAGAUGUGAUUGGAAUAGGCUUUGGGACAAUAUAUGUGAAUUUAUUAGUAAAAGGAUUAUUGCUUUGUAUGAAUUCUAGCAUUACUUCCAUAAUGACUAGAUAGUUUAAAUAGCAUCAAUAUGUGAAGAUUGGGAUCUCAUAUUAAAGAUCUUUAUUAUUAAAUGGAGUAUUUUUGAUUGUAAUAACUCCUGUGAUAGCUGGUUCAACAUUUAUCCUAUCUUAAUUCAAUAUUCCAAUGUAGGAUAUCAUUCUAAUAUUAAAAGAAUAGUAGCUGAAAAAGCUAUUCAAUAUGUAUGGGAAAUGUUACCAGCCUUAUAUGCAUUCACAUAUUUUGAUUGCACAAAAAAUUAUCUGACUUCCAUGGGUAUUGAUUAUCCAGUCUUAGUGAUACAUACAUUUACUACAGUAAAUUAAUUCAUUAUCAUAUAAAGAUUUUGCAUAUAUAUUUAUCUAAAUAAUUGAUAGUAUAUUUAGACCUUGGCAUAAGAGGAGCAGCAUGGUGUAAGAAUUUUUCAAGUUGUACAUCCUCAUUGCUUUUAUAUAUUUACAUCUUUAAAUAUUAAAAAAAUCAUCCUGCUUGGAUUGAAUGGGACAGAAGAACAUUAAAAUCAAUUUUUUAAUUUUCAUAUGGAUUAUUGCAUUCCUCUUUUAAAAACUAUUUGUAAAAUGUGUCUUUUGAAAUAAUGGGAGUUGUUGCAUUGUGGUUAACAUAUGAAGAAUUCUCAGUUUGUGUUUGCCUCAUUUUUACAGCUUAAGCACUUUACAUGUUUUUUUUAGGUGUAUCUAUGACAGCUGCUUCUAGAAUAAGAAGACUUUUUAAAGAACAAGAAUAUGAAAAGGGAAGAAAACAUGUUUGGCAUUAUUUAGCAACAAGUUUAAUGACUGGAAUAUUGUUAAGUUUGUUAUUGAUUGUAUUUAAGAAAUAAUGGAUUGCUUUAUUUUAUAUGGAUAAUGAAACAUCACUUAUCUUAUCUAAUAAUUUAAAAUUGUUCUUACCUACUCUUACAAUUGGUGGGAUGCAAAUUAUGCUUGCUAAUCUAUUGGGUGCUUUAGGAGAAGUAUCAUUUACUAUAAAUGUUUAAUUGUUAUGUUAAUAUGCAAUUGGAAUAGGUACUGGAAUCUAUUGGGGAUAUUAUGAAGAUUAUGGAUUGAAGGGAUUAUGGUUUGGAUGGGCAUGUGGAUUGUCAGUAAGUGCUGGAGUAUUAUUCUUGAGAUUAAUAAUGUUAGAUUGGGAAAAGAGUGCUACUAAAAUGUUCAUUGAAGUUAGAGAAGAGACAAAUCAACUAAAACAAUCAAUAAAUUGAU